Molecule: messenger RNA, 2076 nt
Organism: Sardina pilchardus (European sardine)
Lineage: Eukaryota; Metazoa; Chordata; Actinopteri; Clupeiformes; Clupeidae
Product: cell surface glycoprotein 1
Exons: 7
Coding region: 68-1795 (575 amino acids)
Molecular function (GO): signaling receptor activity
Source: RefSeq, a predicted model, not a curated record
CAAAGAGCACAAACAAGAACAGGGAAUCGCAGCAAAUCACCCAAGAUAUCAACAGUACAAUACAGAGAUGAAGACAUUUGUUCUGUUGCUCACCGUGACAGUGGCCUUUGGAGUACCAGUGCCAGAAUGGGCUCCAGUGGACGUACCAUCGGAGGAGGCCGGUCCCCGCCUGGCCGACAUUCUACCAGUGCAAGGGCAUGUGGUCCAGGAAGAUGUCCAACCAGAUGCAGGUCUGGAGAAGGUGGAGAGGCCUGCUGAACUGCCCCCCAUAGUUCAAGAGGAACCAGCUCCAGCUAAACAAGAGACAGUUGUUGAGGAAGAACCAGCUCUACUGGUCCCUGUUGUACAGGACAAGCCUGCUGAGCAGGAACUUUUAGAACAGGACAAGCCUGCAGAGCAGGAACCUUUACAACAGGAUAAGCCUGCUGAGCAGGAACCUUUAGAACAGGAGCAGGAACCUUUGGUAGAACAGGUGCAGGAAGAGGUCCAGGAGGAGGCCCAGCCCGAGGAAGAUGUUUUGGAUGAAAAUGUUAAUGACCUGAAAGAAAGUCUGAGUGCAAAUCUUCUCCCGGAGGAAGAACCUGCAGUGGAAGAAGUGUAUAUCCCAAGCGAUGAGCCAGUGAUGAGGGCAGAACUUCCAGUGGAGGAAGAGACAGUUGUGCAGGAGGUGCACCCAGAUCAAGUGAGGCCUAGAUGGGUAGAGGAGCCAAUCAUGGAGCUGAUAGCCGAAGAGGAGGACGGGGACAUGUAUGGCAGGUUAACUGAAGAGGAAGGUGAGAUGGCUGAAGUACCUGAGAUGGUGCUGGAACCCCUGCCAGAGGAGGAGCCAGUAGAAGAUGGAGCCGAGACAGAGACAGAUUUACGGGACCCAAGGCUUAGACUGGUGGAAGAGCCGACAGUAGAGCUGGAGCCCCUGUUUGGAGAGGAACUCACUUCCGAUGAUGAGCCAGGAUCUGAGGCUGUGCCUGGAGAGGAGGAGGAACUCUUGGAGGAAGAGGGGCCAGUCAUGCCAGGUGAAAUGGUGGUUGAGCUGGAGGAGACACCAGGUCAGGAGCCCAGCAUGGAGAUGGACCCAGAGGGGGAGCCCGUUCCUUGGGCACGGUCUGGCUUGGCAGAGGGGCCUUUGAUGGACGGCAUGACUCUGAAACAGGCAAUGAUGGAGGAGGAGCCUGACAUGUGGGUGGGGCCCGAUGUGAUGAGGGAGAGGCACAUCCAGGACACAGAGGAAGAGCCAGAGAUGUGGGCGCGGACAGAUGAAGAUGCUGCAGCAGUGGUUAGAGGGAUGGACAUGGACAAUGAGAUUUUUGUGGGAAUGGAGAGCAGUGACUAUGAACAGGCAAGGCCUUAUGCAGAAGACGUAGUACCUAUGGAUGGAGAGUUUUCUAAUGCAGUGGACACCCAGAGGGGCUCAUGCAGUGGAGCGAUCAUUGAUGGUCGAUGCUACCAGUUCUACCCAGAACGCAAGGAGGCAGCAGAUGCUGAGCUCUUCUGCCAGAGCAACUUCCCCAACGGCCACUUGGCGUCCAUCACCACCCCUUACAUCCACGACCAGAUGAUGAACCUCAUGGCACAGAGCGGUGGCUUCACACGCACCUGGGUCGGAGGGCUCAAAUACCUGAAGACUGGCCGCUUUAUCUGGCUGGACGGUGCACACUGGGAGUACAAUGACUGGCUCCCUGGGGAGCCCAACGACACCGUUGGAGUAGAGGACUGCGUAGAAUUACUCAGUAAUGGGAAGUUUAAUGACAUGCCUUGCUGGGACCUACGGGCAUACAUUUGCUCAUAUCCUCUGUGAUGAGUCAGCAAGACCUCUGUGAUGGGUGGGAUCCUCCAUCUUCAGCACAAGUCAGACCUGACUCUCUCCACUACCAUGGCAUUCCAAUUGGUAAUAAGUGAAUGAUAGAAGUCAUGAACCUGGCCAAGUUUUCAAUGCUCUGCAUGCACCAGACAAGAUUGGUGCUCCAAUGUAAAGGCCUACGCACUGUUGAUAUAUUGUUGUAUUUUGUAUUCAUCAAGCCAUUUGUUGUUUAUUGGUUGUUCUUUUCUGAUGUAAAUAUUUUGUUAAUAAAUACAAUU